UCCAUUUUAGUUAUGUCAUUCACAUGUAAGUGCGCACUCACUAAUAUUCACAUGUAACUAUAUAUUCUCCAGGGAUCUUUGUGUUUGAUUGCUUUCUUCUGUUUGUCAUUCACUUGUCUUGUGUAUUGUCUUCACUUUGAGUCCUUCCAUUCCUUCUACUCCAAAUGCUUACAAACCCCAUAUUAUUUCUGAGAGAAACAGCACUUAAAAAAAAAAAAAAAAAAAAAAACAGUAGAAGCAAACAAUAAAUAGAGUUGUUGUUUGAUUUUUCUCUUUUUCCGUCAUGAAAUUAAUGCCGAAGUUGCGUUUCAAGUCUGCCCUCUAUGAUAGUCCUUACUUCAAUAGCCUUGCAGUUAUCAUUUAUAAUUAGCCUUUUGAGAUCCAAUAAAGUUGUGUUCAUGGAGAUCACACACACACACAGAAGGCAGUCAAAGCUGUGACAAAUGCUAUAGAAAUUCAUUUUGGUUAAUGGAUUUUUUUUUUUUGGGUUUUUCCAGAUACAAUUGUUGAAUUCCGUUCCCAUCCCAAUACAAUCUUGCUGGAUUUUUCUUUGAUUGUGUAUCUGUAAUCAUUACUCAUCCUUCAAAAUGUUUGGAUUUUUGAAAUCACCUGCCAAUAAGGUUUCUAAGCAAAAUUCAGUUGACCCUGGAUUUCCAGGUUCUUCAACUUCUAACCCUUUUGAUUCUGAUACUGAAUCGAAUAACAAGCAAAACCUAGUUGGGAGAAGAACUUCUUCUGAACCUGUGCUCCUUCCUCCAAACUUCAAAUCCAACGCUUAUGAUGACGACGAUGAUGGUAGAAGGGCAUCUUCCAAAUCCUCUUCUUCAGCAGCAAGGAACAAAGGCAAGAAUAGUUAUAGUGACUCAGAAGACUUUGAUAGCAUGUCAGUGCAAGAAUUGGAGAGUUACGCUGUGACUAAGUCUGAGGACACUACAAAGUCUGUAAACAACUGCCUGAAGAUUGCUGAGGAUAUUAGACAGGAUGCUACAAGGACCCUUGACACUUUGCAUCAUCAGGGUGAGCAAAUCCAUAGGACCCACGUGAUGGCCGCUGAUAUGGACAAGGACUUGCACAAGGGAGAGAAACUGUUGAACAAUCUUGGAGGCAUGUUCGCUAUGCCUUGGAAGCCAAAGAAGACGCGGGAAAUUUCAGGGCCUGCAAACACAAAAGAUGAUUAUUUCAAAGGAAAACAAAACAAGGAGCAGAGGGAAAAGUUGGGUUUAGGUCCUCCACCCAAAGGACAGUUGCGUACACCUCCUCCCGAACCAACAAAUGCCUUACAGAAAAUUGAGGUGGAGAAGAUGAAGCAAGAUGAUUCACUUUCCGAUCUAAGCGACAUCUUAGGCAAUCUGAAGGGUAUGGCGGUUGACAUGGGAACUGAACUUGAGAAGCAGAAUAAAGCUCUUGAUCAUCUUCAUGAUGAUGUGGAAGAACUUAACUCGCGAGUCAAAGGUGCCAAUGCACGCACACGUCGUUUGGUUGGCAAGUGACUGAACCUUCACCAAAAAUACCAGUUUGUUGAUGAUUGUCUUACCAAUUGAUUUUCAGCUUCAAUCUUUUUUCCCCAAGUUGAGUUUUAUUUAUUUUUUAUUUUUUGGCAUGUAGUGCUUUUACCCUUCAAUUGUAUACAACCAAGAACAAAAGGUUGUUGUUCUUGCCAUUUUUUUGUGAAAUGUAUGUAAAAUCUUUUUUCCUCUACUCAA
Molecule: messenger RNA, 1703 nt
Organism: Camellia sinensis
Lineage: Eukaryota; Viridiplantae; Streptophyta; Magnoliopsida; Ericales; Theaceae
Product: putative SNAP25 homologous protein SNAP30
Cellular component (GO): plasma membrane; SNARE complex
Molecular function (GO): SNAP receptor activity
Source: RefSeq, a predicted model, not a curated record